Messenger RNA from Olea europaea var. sylvestris, 882 nucleotides. RefSeq lists its product as uncharacterized. Bases 1 to 882 code for a protein of 293 amino acids. Gene Ontology annotation, molecular function: nucleic acid binding; zinc ion binding. The record is from RefSeq and is a predicted model, not a curated record. Lineage: Eukaryota; Viridiplantae; Streptophyta; Magnoliopsida; Lamiales; Oleaceae. The transcript has 2 exons.
AUGGCAAGUAGUAGUACGUCUGUUGUACUCCCUAAUAUGUCUGUCGUACCCCCUAACAAUGCUCACGGAGAGAAACCAAAAAAAUUCACGGGAGUAGAUUUUAAGAGAUGGCAACAGAAAAUGUUGUUCUAUCUCACGACUCUGAAUUUGGUCAAAAUCUUGAAAGAGGAUGCUCCAACUGUUGAGGAGAAGGAAACAGAUUCUCAAAAACGAGCAGCAUUUGAUGCUUGGAGUCAUAGUGACUUCUUGUGCAGAAAUUACAUCCUCAAUUGCCUUGACAACACACUAUACAACGUAGUUGCAAUUAUCGAAAAAUUACCACCAAUGUGGAAAGAUUUCAAGAACUACCUGAAACGUAAACGCAAGGAAAUGGGACUUGAAAAUUUGAUUGUUAGAUUAGGAAUUGAGGAAAAUCGAAAUGCUGAAAAGAAGUUUGGAAAACAGCAAAUGGAGGUUAAAGUCAACUUGGUGGAGCCAAAUACUAUUAAGAAAAGGAAGCACCCGAAUAAUAGCAAGCAAAAGAGCAAGGCCAAGAAAUUCAAAGGAGAUUGCUAUAACUGCGGUAAGCCUGCUCAUAUUGCAAAGGACUGCCGGGAGAAAAAGCAAAACAAAAAGGACCAAGUACACUUGACUGAAGAAGACAGGUUGUCUAACAAAGUGUCUGAACUAAUGCUCUCGGCUGUUGUAUUUGAAGCAAACAUGGUGGAUAAUCCAAGAGAAUGGUUCGUUGAUACUGGCGCUACUCGUCACGUUUGUGCGGAUAAAGAGAUGUUUUCAUCUUACAAUCCUAUCAAUGGACGACAACUCUUCAUGGGCAACUCAGCAACAUCAAAAGUUAUUAGUCUAGGUAAAUUAGUGCUGAAGAUGACAUCAUGGAAAUAA